AUGAGGGAAAGAAGAUCAUUACCUAUUAGCGAAGUGGCGCUUAAAAGCGAAAAGGAUGGACCUGGGAGGGGUUUGGUGGUGAAUUCUGUUUUAUGUGGUGUGGUAGAUGAACUGUCUAACGCGAGGACCGGGAGGCGAGGCUCGUGGGUGCGACACGCAGUCAUGGGUGUCCUCAGGUGGAAAGACUUGACAGGAGUCAGGACCAGCACUCCGACUGAACAAAAAGAGGUAUCACGACCAGACAAUCGUCGGCCAGUGUCUGUUGGAGCCAACGCUGGGUCCAAUGUUGGAGAGAGAAACUAUACUGACUACAGAUUGGCUCACGGGCCGCCAUCGUCACCUGGAGCCGUAGCAGCACAACGCCGAGUGGCCUGUCAGGCUAGCAGGUUACUGCUGGAAGAGACUUUGGCCAAACCUGGUACACCACCAACUAUAGUGCAACCUCCAAAUGGCUGUUAUUGGGUGGAUGGUGUCGAGGAAAAUUCUCCAGACGAUGAGAGUGAAUCUCGACUCCAGCCCGGCACCCCGCGCCAGUCCUCUCGAAGACAUAAUAUUGACACCGAUGAUACUGCCAAGUACUACAGGCGGUUCUUCCUUGGCAAGGAGCACAUCAACUUGGUUGGGUUUGAUGCGAACCUGGGGCCGGUGGUUAUGUCCUUGAAAAACGAACACAUGGCUGGACAGGAUCACACUAGAAUACUUUUACGGCUAAGAACAGAGACUAUGCACGCUCUAAUUCCGAUACCAAAUACAGGGAAAAUGCCAUCACCAUUCCGAAUGGCAAAAAUGCUGAAUGAACAAAUAAAUGUGGACAAUUUCAUGGCAGUCAUGUGUCUCAAUGCCUCAUCACUGAUUGCCGCUUACGAUGAACACGUGCUCGUGAAUACAUUCAAAUUCGGAGUACUUUAUCAGAAAUACGGUCAGACAACCGAGGAGGAACUGUUUGGUAAUAAUGAAACGUCACCAGCUUUUGACGAGUUCUUAGAAAUGCUUGGACAGAAGAUCCAGUUGAGAGAUCACAAAGGUUAUCGCGGUGGUUUGGACAUCCUGAACGGUCAUACUGGCUCGGAGGCGGUCUAUGAACGGUUCCAUGAUAGAGAGAUCAUGUUCCACGUGGCCCCACUGCUGCCGCACACAGCUGGUGACGCACAACAAUUACAGAGGAAACGGCACGUCGGGAACGAUAUUGUGGCGAUUGUUUUUCAGGAAAAAGCAACUCCGUUCACCCCAGACAUGAUUGCGUCGCAUUUCCUACAUGCGUUCAUUGUUGUCACGCCCGUGGAGGCUGCUGAUGGGGAGACAAGAUACAAAGUGGCCGUCACAGCUCGUGUGGACGUUCCAUUCUUCGGUCCGACUCUCCCCCAGCCGCCUAUAUUCCGUAAGGGUCGAGAGCUUAAAGAAUUCCUCCUCACAAAGCUAAUAAACGCUGAGAACGCUUGCUAUAAAGCCGAAAAAUUCGCCGAACUUGAACAGCGCACACGCACUUCGUUACUGCAAUCCCUAGCUGAUAAAUUGAAAGAGAAGACUAUCGAGUUUCUUGGUCCGAGGAACGAAAUAGGUGCUGUGUCGCCGCAACCAGAAGGCACGCCGAAACAGGAGGGCGGUGCGGGCUCUAAACUCUUCGAUACCGUGAAGAAAGUCAUUAUCUCUAAAGUCAGAUCUCCAAGUGUCGACACAAAUCUCUCCGGGGACAGCAGUAAAAAUAAUUCUUUGGUCAAGAAAAAUAUUUUACAUGAAACGCCCACGCCCAAUAGCGGUCGUUCCAAGUCGUCGAUAGCUUCAUCAUCAGCCAGCGCUGUCUCAGUCCGGUCAGCUGGUGGCUCGGACGCUUCCAGCCCGGACGUGACGUCACGCGCCGCCGCGCCCCGCCCCCCACUACACGACCACAGUGACGACUCCAGUCUGAAUUCUGUGGAUCUUGAUCCAUUAGACGACAAGGACUGGUUGAGUUGUGGUAAAGCAACAGGGGCGGUGUACGUGGAUAGCGACACUGGCUUGGAGUCGAUGUCGUCAGCGGACGCCGGCGCUCGAGAGCCGAGAGACACCGACCAGCUGAGAAUUGAAGUUUGUCGCUUAAAGAAUGACAAGCUUGAUCUGCUCAAACAGAAUAUUACUUGGCAAAACGAAAUAAAGUGCUUGCGUGAGAGGGUUAUGACACUACAAGCGGAACUAGCGGCUGCUGCUAAAGAGCGGAGACUUCGAGAACAAACCACCACGAUCAUCCAGAACCCAUCCAAUCACGAUUCAACUGCUUGA
Messenger RNA from Danaus chrysippus (African queen), 2256 nucleotides. The record is from the annotation of a GenBank genome assembly. NCBI's taxonomy places the organism in Eukaryota, Metazoa, Arthropoda, Insecta, Lepidoptera, Nymphalidae.